Molecule: messenger RNA, 1938 nt
Organism: Ectocarpus siliculosus
Lineage: Eukaryota; Phaeophyceae; Ectocarpales; Ectocarpaceae
Source: the annotation of a GenBank genome assembly
AUGGCUACAGCUGUGAUGAAACCUGUUGGAGGAGGUCCCGUGGGUGCUGGUGGGGGGGCCCCUCGACGGGGGUGGUCUCUGGAAGACUUCGAGAUCGGGCGGCGCCUUGGACAAGGAAAGUUCGGCAGGGUGUACCUUGCCAGGGAGAAGACUUCCGGCUACGUCACGGCCAUCAAGGUUCUGCAAAAGAAGCAGCUGUCCAAGUCCGGCGUGGAGCACCAGCUGCGACGGGAGAUCGAGAUUCAAUCGCACCUCCGACACCGCAAUAUCCUUCGCAUGCUCGGGUUCUUUUACGACCACAAGAGGAUCUACCUCAUCCUCGAGCUGGCGAGUGGGGGAGAGCUUUACAACUCCCUAGUUGAGGCUGGCUGCUUCGGGGAGCGGCGCGCAGCCCAGUACGUCAAAGAGGUCGCGGACGCUCUGAGCUACUGCCACUCCAAGCACGUCAUCCACCGCGACAUCAAGCCUGAGAACCUCCUAGUCGGUCAUAACGGAGAGCUGAAGAUCGCGGACUUCGGGUGGUCGGUGCACGCCCCGUCCAAUAGGCGCCAGACGUUCUGCGGCACCCUCGACUACCUGCCCCCGGAGAUGGUUGAGGGAAAGGAGCACAACGAGGCGGUCGACAUCUGGGCCCUGGGAGUGCUCAUGUACGAGCUCCUUGUGGGCAACCCGCCUUUCGAUGCUCAGGGACACAGCGCCACCUACAGACGGAUCAUCAACGUCGACCUACGAUACCCCUCGCACGUGACACCGGAGGCGCGCGAUCUGAUUGGCCGGCUGAUCCGCAAGAAGCCCUCGGACCGUCUGCCCCUGGAGAGGGUGCCCCAACACCCUUGGAUCGUUAAGUUCACCUCCAACUAAGCUAGGCCCUACCGGGGCAGGGUUUGGCGGGUGGGUCCGGGCCCCUUCGGGCACAUGCAUGCAUGGGGGAGAGAACAAUGCCGUCUUCUUCCGGGAAGGGGCAUUAGGGUUACCUUCCUUACCUUGUGGUCUUGGACCCCCGGGGCACGCAGCCGGUAUGCUUGGGUGUGUAUCGUCAUCGUAUCCGACGGUUUGAAACCGUCGAACUUCUGCUAUUCUCGGCUUGGUAUUAUCUUGACCUCCUGUCCUCUUGGGAGUUUGUGGUGGUAAAUACCAUCGCCUCAACUCCUUACAAUAGCCGCUUCGACGACCGAGCGAUAGCAGCCGUUGUGGCUCGAGUGAUGCGUUUGAUAUAUUCCCCGGCUGACAGGUGCUACAGUGAGUUGUACGCGGACUACCGUAGCUCCAGUUCUUCUAGUGCUCUCGUUUUUUAGUCCAUCGGAAGUGAAUUUCACACGUACAGUGGUCGGAGCGUUGAUUCGCUGUCUAAGGGCCGAGUGAGAAUAAGACCGCUACUCGAGUUGAAUGUCGAUCGAAUGCAGCGCCUUGGCAGUGCCAGGUAGCGUUGUCGCUUUGUAGUUCCUAACAUGAACACGUAUCAAUACAUUUAGCUUGCUCGCACUGUAUCAUGAUUUAGUUCACAUGGUGCUUUGAGGGGAAGAGGGACAAACGGGGUGCAGUGUUUUGCGAUAAAGAACCCCUGGCAUGCAGUAUAUAGGUGCGGCGAACUGAACGUAGGUACAGCAGUAAAUUGUGUGUUUGCUUUGCCAGAGGGUUGGUUCACGAGAGAUGCACGAAGGAGGAGCCGCGCCCAGUUGAUCGACUCUUCUUUAUCUUGCUUUAUUUGUCGUUUCUUUAGCUGGAUUGGUUUUGGUUGUAUAUAGUGUUUGCUGCAAGUACUUUGUAGAAAUCGCGAAGUAGACUACGGGCAGUCGUUGGAAAUGCGUACAACGAAUUGAAGAUAAUUUGUAGAAAUCGCGAAGUAGACUACGGGCAGUAGUUGGAAAAUGCGUACAACGAAUUGAAGAUAAGUUACCUCGAGAAUUUCUCAAGCAAGUGCAAGUCUCGUGCAAGGAU